Molecule: messenger RNA, 893 nt
Organism: Brachypodium distachyon (stiff brome)
Lineage: Eukaryota; Viridiplantae; Streptophyta; Magnoliopsida; Poales; Poaceae
Exons: 1
Coding region: 65-670 (201 amino acids)
Source: RefSeq, a predicted model, not a curated record
GUCCCCAGUCCCCACACAAGAGAGAGCUAGAAGCCUCCGAUUCAGUAAGCAAAAAACCCAAGCCAUGGGAAUCGCCGCCUCCGCCGCCUCCCCUCCACCGGAGGCCGCCGCGCCUGCCGAUCCACCAGCCAAAGAGAAUAUCCCGCUUCCCACCGCCGCAUCCGCUGCCGCUGCGACCCCAGAGGCCAUUGAUCCACCAGCGAAAGAAGAGACCCAGUCCACCGCCGCCGCAGCCGCAGCCGUAGCCGCAGCAGAUGCUCCCGGCGGCGGCGCGGAGGAGGCGGGGGAGACGGUGGUCUUGGACGCCAACGCGGAAGCCGGCGCGGAGGAAGAAGGGGAGUGCGGGUUUUGCCUGUUUAUGAAGGGCGGCGGGUGCAAGGAGGAGUUCGUGGCGUGGGAGAAAUGCGUGGAGGAGGCGGAGGUCGAAGGCGGCGACGUCGCGGAGCGAUGCUACGAGGUCACCGCCACGCUGCGCAGGUGCAUGGACAAGCACCAGGACUACUACGAGCCCAUUCUCCGCGCCGAGCGCGCCAUGGCGGAGGAUCUCGAGGCCGCCAAGGCCAGCGAGGCCUCCGAGCCCUACCCAGGCUCGCAGCCUGCGGCGGCCGAGGAGGAACAAAGCGACAAGAAGCAAGCUGAGGAGAAGGAGAAGGAGGAUCUCGCUGCGUAAUCCCACACCUAGGUGGGAUCUUGCAAUUUUUUGUGAGAUUUGGGGCAUCCUACAUGUCGGUUUUUUUUCUGCAAGAUGGGAGAGGGUGGUUUCUCGAAGAGAAUGAUUGAUAUUCUUUGGGCAGAAAUUAUAUACAGUACGUUUUCUGAGUUCUAACUCAUGGAUUAUAUGGAGAGAUUUAAUAAUCCUGUGAAUGGAUACUUUGACAUGAUUGCCGAUGACA